UCUAACGACGUGCCCGUCUGCGCUCGGGACCCGCUCACGGCAACAAGGACAUAAACAUUUCUCUCCGUAGCGGUUUGUUUCUACACCCACCUCCACUGCUCGCUACUACUCAGCAGAAUGAAUGUGGGUGUGGCACACAGCGAGGUGAACCCAAACACCCGGGUCAUGAACAGUCGAGGCAUCUGGCUGACCUACGCGCUCGGUGUUGGGAUCCUUCACAUUGUGCUCUUGAGCAUUCCCUUCUUCAGCGUGCCAGUGGUGUGGACUCUCACUAAUGUUAUACACAACUUUGGAAUGUAUGUCUUUAUGCAUGCGGUGAAAGGCACGCCCUUUGAGACCCCCGACCAAGGAAAAGCCAGACUCCUCACACACUGGGAGCAGCUGGACUACGGCGUGCAGUUCACUUCUUCUAGAAAGUUCUUCACCAUCUCCCCAAUCAUUCUAUACUUCCUGGCGAGCUUCUACACAAAGUAUGACACGACACACUUUGUCAUAAACACUGCCUCGCUUCUAAGCGUUCUCAUCCCCAAGCUGCCACAACUGCACGGAGUGAGAAUCUUCGGCAUCAACAAGUAUUAAAAGGAUCGUGUGAUCGCCGUGAGCCCGCAGCGGCGGAGGUGGAAACGUGUACUAGGUCCAGUACGGUUAGUGUAAAACGUCACUGUCGUCGUUUAUAGGUUUAUCAGGUUUAAGAGGAAAUGUUUCAAGUAAGCAACGAGUAGGUUUGUAGGUGACAGGAUGCCAUAUGCAUUACUAACUUAUGUGAAUAUUUAACGAUGUUUUAUUGUUUUUUGGUCUGCAGACCUGGGCUGGCCCAGGAAUCGAUGAGGCUUUUUUUUUUGUUUCAUUUUUUUCUUCUUUUUCUUCUUUGCCCUCAAGUCACACAGCAACACAGAUUGUGUGCGCGAGUCACAGAGACGUCCCGACGUGUAUUUUUUUGUUUUUUUUCAAAGACGUUUACGUUGUGAGGGUAGGGGGGGGGGGAGGCUUGUGGCUCGUCGUUUAUCGGUACACUCUCGUUUUGUGAUGGGUGUCAAUCGUCUACGCGCUGAGCGGAGAACAGAAUCACACUCUUUUUAUUUGCACGAUUUCCUUGGUAUGUGAAUCUUUAUCUCGUUCGUGACUCAAAGCGGGGGCGGGGCCGUCUCGUGAAUAUUAUGUCCUGUGUGUUUAAAGAAGAAAGUCCAGUGUGUAGAAACGAGACACAUUAUCGUUGUCCGAGUGUUUACCGAGGGAGGUCGACGGCGUCUCUGUGAUCAACGUACAUUUAUGUAGCUGCUCUAUUUUAGAUACCAUCAAGGCAGCUCUUUGGCCAUAGCUCUCUUGAUAUUUCUUGUUCCUAAUUUUAUUAAAACAUUUGUGCCCUC
Pseudoliparis swirei is the source of this 1367-nucleotide messenger RNA. It is a transcript of the gene ormdl1, whose product is annotated as ORMDL sphingolipid biosynthesis regulator 1. Gene Ontology annotation, biological process: negative regulation of ceramide biosynthetic process; ceramide metabolic process; intracellular sphingolipid homeostasis. Bases 118 to 579 code for a protein of 153 amino acids. Gene Ontology annotation, cellular component: endoplasmic reticulum membrane. The transcript is spliced from 4 exons. The record is from RefSeq and is a predicted model, not a curated record. Lineage: Eukaryota; Metazoa; Chordata; Actinopteri; Perciformes; Liparidae.